ACGUCAAGUCCGGAAUGCUGCUAACACGCAAUCUCGAACACACAUGGAAAUCGGGCGUCGUAAAAACCUAUUCAUUUCGAUUAUAUAUUCUCAUAAAUAACCGUACUAACACGUACACUCUUCAGAAGAUUUACUCUAAUUUGUGUUCUCCUAAGUUUAAAACUCUCUGGAUGCCUGUAAUGUCCACUCAAGCUGAUCAGCGUCAUAAGGAUGGCCCCGGCAAAGGGCACGAAUCUGAUUCAGGAAUGGUAUCUGAUGGCAAUUUUGAACAGUAUUUGCGAGCAAAUGAUGAUCAGAACACUGGAAAUCACGGUGAACAACCAAAUCCCAGUAACCCUGUGUCAGAAACUUACUUACCAACAUUUUAUGCACCAUCAUCUGCGAACUCAGCUUUAUCAUCCAUGCCUUUUCAGUACAUUGGUACUGGUAUGGGUGACACAUGGUCAACCAAUGGGACUUCUUUAUUUCACAACUCGAAUGGUGCUUUUUCUGCAGUUCCUGAUCAAAUGAUGCAGACUAAUCCAGGGAUAGCAAAUGGUUAUUUGAAUGGAUUAGAUCAUUUACAAAACACAGGCCUGCCUAAUAACAUUGCAUAUUUAAAUCCGCAAGCAUUGUUUUUCCCUGGCAACACCACAGAUCUCUCUUGGGGUGGACAACCGCAAGGUUCAUCUGCAUCAAUUCUUGGGGACUUUUAUCAUCAACCAACAGCAGCUCUUGAAAAUAGUGGACAAGAGACUGUUGCAGAGAAUAGAGGAGUUGAACGGACUCUGAGUGCACUAACUUUGCAAGUUGAUGAAGCGAAAAUAAAUGGUGAAAGUGCUCAUAAUGGGGAAUCAAACACUUCUCCACAAUCUAGUAGUGGACUUCAAAAGCCAAAAUCAUGGGCAGCAAUUGCUAGCCAACCAGCCAAACCGAAGCCUCCUGCUCCUAAGGUGAAGCCCUCUGCUCCAGUAGCAAAUCGGGAUUCUUCUUCAUGGAAUGGUACAAACACUUCUGUAAAGUCUGUUGCUAAAGGUGGAGCACGACAAGGUCAACAAAAAAACCGGUCUGGUGGUGGAAAUACUGGAUUGUCUAACAUUUCCGCUCCCAAUCAGCCUGUAGUCCCAGUUCUUGCUAGACUUAAGUCUGCCAAUGAAUAUAAUCCAAAGGAAAUAAAUUUACGGUUGAAGGAUGUUCGUUUUUUUAUCAUUAAGAGUUACAGUGAAGAUGAUAUUCACCGUUCGAUAAAAUACAGCGUUUGGACAAGUACUGAACAUGGUAAUAGGAGGUUGAAUGAUGCAUUUAAAGAACAACAAAAGAGAGGUCCCAUGUACUUGUUGUUCAGUGUGAAUGGUAGUGGCCAUUUUUGUGGAAUUGCUGAAAUGAAAUCUGAAGUUGAGUACGACAUUGAAACUGGCAUUUGGUCUCAAGAAAAGUGGAAAGGAAAGUUUGCAGUAAAGUGGCAUUAUGUUAAGGAUGUACCUAACAAUGCAUUGAGGCAUAUUCGUUUGGAAAAUAAUGAUAAUAAGCCAGUGACAAAUUCACGUGAUACUCAGGAAGUUCCAGUCGACAAAGGAAUUCAGGUUGUCAAGAUAAUUCAUUCUUACAAGAACCAGACUUCUAUUUUUGAUGAUUUUGGCCAUUAUGAGAAGCGACAAGAAGAUGAAAUCAAGUCUAAGGGCAAGAAGCUUGUGGGUGUCCAAGCUCCAUGAAUUGCUUUCUUCUUGUGUUUCAUUGUAUGGACUUGAAUUAAUAUGAUUGUUGUUGAUGUCAACUGUGCAAAAUAUACUUGUGUAAUAGUGUAUGUGAUUUGUAUAGUUAACCAUUUAGCUUCUUAACAAGACUUGGUUUGUGUGGACGUAUUGGAAGUUUCAUCAUUUAAUUAUAGUAGAAAAUUUAACUUGAUUAAGAAUGUGCUAUUCUUAAUUACGUCCAAAUUAAAUUGAAAAAUCAAAAAACCUCCACAAACAUGCAAA
This is a messenger RNA of Xenia sp. Carnegie-2017, 1955 nucleotides long. RefSeq names its product YTH domain-containing family protein 1-like. Gene Ontology annotation, molecular function: mRNA binding; N6-methyladenosine-containing RNA reader activity. The coding region runs from base 15 to 1691 and encodes 558 amino acids. The record is from RefSeq and is a predicted model, not a curated record. The transcript is spliced from 5 exons. Gene Ontology annotation, biological process: mRNA destabilization. Gene Ontology annotation, cellular component: cytoplasm. NCBI's taxonomy places the organism in Eukaryota, Metazoa, Cnidaria, Anthozoa, Malacalcyonacea, Xeniidae.